AUGGUUGAUCUUUCCGACAUUCCUACUGAGCUGCCGCCACCUCGGGCCUCAGUAUCUUCUUCCAGUGACAGACCAUCAUAUUUAUCGACCCAGGCUUUUUGGCUGGCCCUGUACUUCUGUUUUAACCUCGGCUUGACGUUGUACAACAAGGGCGUACUUUUGCGCUUUCCAUUCCCAUAUACUCUCACCGCCAUUCAUGCUCUUUUUGGAACAAUUGGAGGCGCAUUACUCCUCCGCAACGAGUCCUUUCUUCCUGCUAAAUUGGACCCUCAAGAAACCUUCGUUAUCGUCGCUUUCUCUGUACUCUAUUCAGUCAAUAUCGUUGUCAGUAACUUGUCCUUGCAGCUCGUCACUAUACCUUUUCAUCAAGUCAUCCGCGCUGCGACACCCAUAUUCACCAUCCUUUUUUCUGCCUUACUCUAUGGAAGGGAGAGCAGCUACGCCAAGCGAAUAUCUCUCAUACCAGUUGUCAUAGGCGUUGGUUUUGCGACAUACGGAGACUAUUAUUAUACUCUCUGGGGGUUUAUCCUGACACUCCUCGGAACCGUUUUGGCCUCUCUCAAAACUAUAUUCACCAACGUCCUCCAGACCCCACCAUUGCAAGCUCCGUUACCAUCUCAAAAUCCGCUGUCUAUCAUUUAUUCCAUUCGACGACCUCAACUACAUUCCCUCGCACUGCUGCACCUUCUCUCACCUUUAGCUUUCAUCCAAUGUGUGCUCUUGGCGUAUUUUACUGGCGAACUUGCGAAUGUCCAGCACUAUGCCUCAAAAGAAAUGACGUUUUCCAAAGCUUGUGCUCUUGCGCUUAACGGCUGCAUUGCGCUAGGCUUAAAUAUCGUCAGUUUUACUGCUAACCGAAAAGUGGGCGCACUCGGUAUGACCGUCGCAGCCAAUGUUAAGCAGGUCUUGACAGUCUUGUCAGCCGUGUUGAUGUUUGAUUUGAGCAUAAGCACGGCAAAUGGCAUAGGUAUAGCCCUGACGCUGAUUGGCGGAGCGUGGUAUGCUCAAGUUGAAUUUAUGGAACGAAAGGGAAGGACCACUGGACAGCGAAAGAUUUGA
This is a messenger RNA of Desarmillaria tabescens, 1059 nucleotides long. Its product is annotated as TPT-domain-containing protein. The coding region runs from base 1 to 1059 and encodes 352 amino acids. Gene Ontology annotation, cellular component: Golgi apparatus. The record is from RefSeq and is a predicted model, not a curated record. Gene Ontology annotation, molecular function: antiporter activity. NCBI's taxonomy places the organism in Eukaryota, Fungi, Basidiomycota, Agaricomycetes, Agaricales, Physalacriaceae. The transcript is spliced from 4 exons.